Messenger RNA from Phodopus roborovskii (desert hamster), 1042 nucleotides. RefSeq names its product Kazal type serine peptidase inhibitor domain 1 (gene Kazald1). Gene Ontology annotation, biological process: regulation of cell growth; regulation of signal transduction. Gene Ontology annotation, cellular component: extracellular region. Bases 93 to 1022 code for a protein of 309 amino acids. Lineage: Eukaryota; Metazoa; Chordata; Mammalia; Rodentia; Cricetidae. Gene Ontology annotation, molecular function: insulin-like growth factor binding. The transcript has 5 exons. The record is from RefSeq and is a predicted model, not a curated record.
CCGUGCAUGCAACUCUCUCCGUUCCCUACCAGUUCUUUAGUAUUGGAAAUCACAGCUGUUACGAAAGGCACUAGGGUGCCACCUACGCGCUGAUGCCCCGAGUGCUCACAGGGCUCCCAGCUAACCAUGCUGCACCUACCUUGGCGCUGCCCCUGCUACUACUAUUACCGCUGCUGGUGUGGACCCCGCUCCCAGUUAGCGCGAGGCGGUCCGCAGGCACUGAUUACCUGCGGCGAGGCUGGCUGCGGCUACUAGCCGAGGGCGAGGGCUGUGCUCCCUGCCGGCCAGAAGAGUGCGCUGCGCCGCGGGGCUGCCUAGCAGGCCGGGUGCGCGAUGCGUGCGGCUGCUGCUGGGAAUGCGCCAACCUGGAGGGCCAGCUCUGCGAUCUGGACCCCAGCGCCAACUUCUACGGGCGCUGCGGCGAGCAGCUCGAGUGCCGGCUAGACGCAGGCGGUGACCUGAGCCGAGGAGAGGUGCCGGAACCGCUGUGUGCCUGUCGCUCUCAGCGCCCACUGUGUGGUUCCGACGGCCGUACCUACGCGCAGAUCUGCCGCCUGCAGGAGGCCGCCCGCGCUCGGCCCGACGCUAACCUCACCGUGGUGCAUCCAGGUCCCUGCGAAUCGGAACCCCAGAUCGUGUCACCACCUCACAAUAUUUGGAAUGUGACUGGGCAGGAUGUGAUCUUUGGCUGUGAGGUGUUCGCCUAUCCCAUGGCCUCCAUCCAGUGGAGGAAAGAUGGCCUGGACAUCCAGCUGCCAGGGGAUGACCCUCAUAUCUCUGUACAGUUUAGGGGUGGACCUCAGAAGUUUGAGGUGACUGGCUGGCUACAGAUUCAGGCUUUGCGCCCUAGUGAUGAGGGCACCUACCGCUGCCUUGCCAGGAAUGCCCUGGGCCAAGUGGAAGCCUCUGCUACUCUGACAGUGCUCACACUAGACCAGCUGAACGCCACAGGAUUCUCCCAGCUGCAAUCAAUGAAUUUGGUUCCUGAGGAGGAGGCAGAAAGUGAAGAUGAUUACUACUAGGUCAGGAUCUCUGAAUUGUG